AUGCAAUAUAGUAGAAUUUAUGAUUACGCUCACGAGCUAUUAACUAGAAACCCAGGGUCCACUGUGAAGGUAAAAGUUGAGGGAAAUGAUGGAAAGCCAAUAUUUUUGAGGUUCUACGCAUGUCUCAAGGGAUGCAAAGAUAGUUUUGUAUCAUGCAGGCCAAUCAUUGGCCUAGAUGGAGCCUUUUUGAAAGGUAGACAUCGUGGUGAGCUGUUAACUACUGUUGCUCGAGAUGCAAAUGAUCAAAUGAUGCCACUCGCAUAUGCCAUAGUAGAGGUCGAGAACAAGGAGACUUGGACAUGGUUUAUGGAGCUACUCAUUGAAGACAUAGGUGGACCUGACUUCUGUUCUUCACUUACAUUGAUAUCAGAUCAACAGAAGGGACUGUUACCAGCUGUACAAGAUCUACUUCCUGGAGUUGCACAUAGAUUUUGUGUAAGGCAUUUAUAUGCCAAUUUCAGGAAGAAAUUCCCUGGAAAGAAUCUUAAGAAGCUGAUGUGGAUGGCAGCAACAGCAACCCACCCACAGAAAUGGGAGAAUGAAAUGAGAAGUAUAAGAGAGGUCAACGAAGACGCGUUUCGCCACUUCAUAGCUAUUCCUCCAAGUUGGUCUGCACAAAAGCUAUUUGAAGUCAGACAUGUGUCUCAAAGUGGGGAUAAGUAUGUGGUCAACAUAGAUGAAUAUUCAUGCUCCUGCAAAAAAUGGAGCAUUAGUGGAAUACCUUGUGUUCAUGCAUUGGCAGCAAUGAGGUUUCUCAACCUAGAUGGAGAGGAUUACAUACAUGUAUGCUUUCUCACUUCAACGUAUGAAGAAAUGUACUCUUCUAUUAUCUAUCCUAUUAAUGAAAACAACCUGUGGGAGGUAAUCGAAUAUCCAAAUGUCAUGCCUCCAUCAAGCAGAAAGUUGCCUGGUCGUCCUAAGAAGAAAAUGAGGUUAGAGCAGUGGGAGUUGAAGAAAAACAGCACCAGAAUGAGCAAAGGUGGAUUGGCACAGGGAGAAGAACCCACUUCACUAGCAGAGGCUAAAGCACAUGGAGAAGAAGCACAUGGAGAGCAACCACAUGGAGAAGAACCACACCAGAGUUGA
This is a messenger RNA of Vigna angularis (adzuki bean), 1086 nucleotides long. RefSeq lists its product as uncharacterized. Gene Ontology annotation, molecular function: zinc ion binding. The coding region runs from base 1 to 1086 and encodes 361 amino acids. The transcript is spliced from 4 exons. Lineage: Eukaryota; Viridiplantae; Streptophyta; Magnoliopsida; Fabales; Fabaceae. The record is from RefSeq and is a predicted model, not a curated record.